GACCAAGAUGGUGGCGGCAGCGGUAGCUGUGUCCCGGCUUUCUCUGCUGCUAGGCGGGUCCCGCCCGCACGUGCGGCGGCCUAUGUCGAGUGGCGCCCACGGCGGGGAAGACUCAGCUCGCAUGUGGAAGACCCUCACCUUCUUCGUGGCGCUCCCGGGGGUGGGAGUGAGCAUGCUGGAUGUCUUCCUGAAGUCGCACCACGGGGAGGAGGAGAGACCCGAGUUCAUCGCCUACCCCCACCUCCGCAUCAGGACCAAGCCUUUUCCUUGGGGAGAUGGUAACCAUACUCUGUUCCAUAACCCUCGUGUGAAUCCACUUCCGACUGGCUAUGAAGAUGGAUGAAGAGAACCUGGACCAUCAUUACCCGGGCACCGGGCAGCAUGGCUCUGACUUGGACCAUUACUCUGCACUCGGACCAGAAAAGCGUAUGGGACCUUAAGCUCACCUUCCUUACUUGUAUCAAACGGUGACCAUCAUACUGAUCUUCCAUCUCUUUGCUUCUGCAAGAGAUGACCUAAAUAAAUAACUUAA
Octodon degus (degu) is the source of this 532-nucleotide messenger RNA. RefSeq names its product cytochrome c oxidase subunit 6A1, mitochondrial-like. NCBI's taxonomy places the organism in Eukaryota, Metazoa, Chordata, Mammalia, Rodentia, Octodontidae. The record is from RefSeq and is a predicted model, not a curated record. Gene Ontology annotation, biological process: mitochondrial electron transport, cytochrome c to oxygen. Gene Ontology annotation, cellular component: mitochondrial inner membrane. Gene Ontology annotation, molecular function: enzyme regulator activity. The coding region runs from base 8 to 343 and encodes 111 amino acids. The transcript has a single exon.